AUGCUCCUCCAAGCACUGAUCGGCUUCGCCAGCCAAGUCGUCUCGGCGUCGGCGUCAAUUGUUCCUCGCCAGUCUUCAGCAAGGGCAUUCUGCUCCUCCUCGGACGGAAGAUACAAGCUGAGCGAGUUUGACGCCCCAGUCGCCGGAAUUGGCGACCCCGGCGGCAUGUCCACCUGGAACCUGACCAUCGACGACACUCCGUCCGGGCACAAGCAGCAGAUCACCGGCUUCGGCGCCGCAGUCACCGAUGCCACGGUCACCGUCUUCAACCAGCUGUCCACCGACAAGAAGGAGCAGUUGCUCAGGGAGCUGAUGACGGCCGAUGGCGUCAACUUCAGCCUGAUGAGGCACACGAUCGCCUCGUCCGAUCUCUCCGGCGAUCCGGCAUACACGUACGACGACAACGGCGGAAAUGCCGACCCCUCGCUAUCGUGGUUCAAUCUCGGAGACCGCGGAACCGCCAUGGCCGCCAUGCUCAAGGCGAUGAAGGACCUCAACCCAGACAUGACCGUCGUCGGAUCCCCCUGGGCGCCUCCAGCCUGGAUGCAGCUGGAUCGAAAGCUGACAGGCACGACGGAACAGAACAACCUGGACCACCAGUACGCCGACCAGUACGCGCAGUACUUUGUCAAGUACAUCCAAGCCUACCGGGACGCCGGCGUGCCCAUCGACGCCAUCACGAUCCAGAACGAGCCCCUGAACAGCAACGCCGGCUUCCCCACCAUGUACGUCUACGCCGACGAGGCCGGGCAGCUGAUCCGCGACAAGGUCGGCCCCGCGCUGAGGGCCGCGGGGCUGGACACGACGGUGUGGGCAUACGACCACAACACUGACGUCCCCAGCUACCCCCAAACCGUCCUCAACACGGCCCCAGACUACGUCGACGCCGUCGCCUGGCACUGCUACGCCAACCCGCUAGACUGGAGCGUCCUAACCGACUUCCACGCCUCCAACCCAACCGUAGCACAGUACAUGACCGAGUGCUGGACAUCCUCCACCUCCACGCCGUGGAACCAAGCCUCCAGCUUCACCAUGGGCCCCCUGCAGAACUGGGCCUCUGGCUCGAUCGCCUGGACGCUGGGGACCGACACGGCGGACGGGCCGCGCCUGUCGGGGUCUGGGCCCUGCCCGACGUGUCGUGGGCUGGUCACCGUGGACGGGGCCGGCGGGGGGUACGAGAUGCAGGUGGACUACUACGUGCUGGGGCAGUUCAGCAGGUUCAUGGCGCGGGGGGGGACGGUGCUAGCUGGGACGGGGAGUUACACGUAUGGCGAUGGGACGGGGUUGGAGAGCGUUGCGAGUGAGAACCCGGAUGGGACGAGGACGGUGGUGGUUGAGAAUAAGUUUGGGAAUGACGUCUAUGUCAGGCUGGGGACGAAGAGCGGGGAGACGUGGGCUGGGCGCGUGUAUGCCAAUAGCGUGGUGACGUGGGUGCUGCCUGCGGUUGGGUAG
Phialemonium atrogriseum is the source of this 1452-nucleotide messenger RNA. RefSeq names its product glycoside hydrolase family 30 protein. Gene Ontology annotation, molecular function: glucosylceramidase activity. Lineage: Eukaryota; Fungi; Ascomycota; Sordariomycetes; Cephalothecales; Cephalothecaceae. The coding region runs from base 1 to 1452 and encodes 483 amino acids. Gene Ontology annotation, biological process: glucosylceramide catabolic process. The transcript is spliced from 2 exons. The record is from RefSeq and is a predicted model, not a curated record.